AUGUGGCAUCGCUUUGGUUUGCGCAGAUGGCUGGGCCGUGAUGAUCGGGACUCUACCUCUCAGUCCACUGCGGGGGGCGCUUCUUUCCCCAGUCAUCACAAAAAUAACGCCAAUGAGUCUAGUAAUGCCAACUCCGGCAACUCCAAACCUCAUGAUAACCUCACUCGCAAACUCUCGAGAAAGGUCGGUGUCGGUCUUCCCAGGUCCACCACGUUUAAGAGGCAGAAUUCCGAGCGUCGUGAUAAUCUAGCACCCCUUGAGCCAGAGCCCCGUCGUGCCGCUUCCGCCGACCGUCCUCGCACACUGAGCGCCCAGCGGACCAGGAGCCGGUCUCCACCGCCCGCCGUCGACCCCAGAUUGUCCGCACCCGAGGUUUCCUGGCACGACCCAGAUGAGACCACGGUUGAAGAGCCCCCGGAAGCGAAUGAGGACAGCGAUCUCCGCUCCGAAUGGGACCCCUAUCCUGGCGUGGCGGAAGCACCCGAGGAGCCGCCCGAAGAUAUACUCGAGAUGGAGCUGGAAAAACGAUGGAUUUUGAAUUUGAGCAUGCACUUCCGAGACCGGUCCGAGCGUGAAAAAUUUUUCGUCACAUAUGCAGAAGCCCCCAAUCGAUGGCGAAGGGUUACCAUCUCUUGCGAUUACCGGGGCGCCCUUCCCGAUUCGCUUGAGCAAGAUCUAAAGGAACUGCGCUACCAACGAGACAAAUGCGCCCGGAUUUAUGAAUCAAUCCGCGAGUCACUUUUCGAAAUCCAAUUCUAUGACACGGUAACGAAUCUGAAAUUGGAAACCCGGGAUGGCCGCUUGCACGUCCAUGUAACCGAAGACGUUAACGAAAUCAUCCCAUAUCCCCCUGUCUCCUGUAUUGGCCACUUGCCAGAGGCUCGACUCAUUCGCGAAGAUCAAUUGCACUUCGAGGCGCACUUGUCGGGAUUUGUGUAUAACGUACGGUUGGAUGGAAAACCUUAUAUUAAAAAGGAGAUCCCCGGGCCCGACACGGUGGAUGAGUUUUUAUAUGAGAUCAACGCGCUUCAUGCAUUGCAAGGCAUCCCGAACGUCGUUCAGGUAGAAGGGGUUGUUGUCGAUUACGACGAAGCAGUAGUCAAGGGUCUGCUCCUCAGCUUUGCUGAGAAAGGAGCAUUAGUCGACAUUCUGUACGAGCACCGAGGGACAAUCUCAUGGGAACGCCGGGAGCGCUGGGCUAGGCAGAUUGUCCGAGGUCUGUGUGAAAUCCACGAAGCUGGCUAUGUGCAGGGUGAUUUUACCUUGUCUAAUAUCGUGGUGGAUGCCAAUGACGAUGCCCAGAUUAUUGAUAUCAAUCGACGGGGCUGCCCCGUGGGGUGGGAGCCCCCCGAGAUUGCCGCGAAGAUUGAAAGCAAUCAGCGUAUUUCCAUGUAUAUCGGAGUCAAGACAGAUAUUUACCAGCUAGGAAUGACGCUAUGGGCGCUGGCAAUGGAAGAAGAUGAGCCCGAACGGCAACCACGCCCGUUACUACUGGGCCCGGACGUGGACAUUCCGGAUUAUUAUCGAAGUCUCGUGGCUGUGUGCUUGAGUUCAAGGCCUCGGGACCGGCUAUCAGCCAAGGAGCUUCUGAGUUUCUUUCCCCGCGAGUCUGCGCUAACGGAGCAGCCGCCUCCCUUGAUGUAUCCGCGACAUGGGAUAGGGCUGUACAAUGGCGCUCUGCCAUUAUAUAAUCACCGAGUCAUUGCGGCUCCAGGAGCAUUUUUAAAUCACCAUGCUGGGCCAGUAGAUAGCACAGGGUUGCAUCUCAGUGUCCCAUUAUCGCCGGACGACGGAUACGCCCAGCAAUGUCUUGAUUCCAAUCCACCACUUACAGGGUUUGAGGAGGAAGAAUUACGAGGCAGGGCAAGGGAAAGACGAGAUAGCAAACCCUUAAUACCCAGCAUUGGAUUGGGGUCACACAGCUUGGGAAACCAUAUAGAUUUAAUGCCAUCUGCCGCUUCAGUAUCGUUUCAGAGGAGUUUGGAGGGCCACCAGCUAGCUCAAGAAAGCGAAGAAAGCGAGUUUGAUCUAGACGCGGGUCUUGAUCCUCACUAUCGGGACCUCUCUUUAAAUCGAGCAGCAAGCUUAUUGCCAUUGGAGGCCGACACUUUAUCUGGGUCACUUGCAGGCAUUGGCAGUCAUCCAGCCUGCUUCUUUAGAUCAAGCUCCGCAAAACAGUUGUCGCCGGACUCUGCGAAUUGCGGAGAAUCCCCUCUGUCUGCGGCGACCCAAUCUACCGAUCCGUAUGCAGGAACUGUGCCAGACUUAGGCCAUGCAAUGAUCCGCGAUCAAGACUGGUCUAGUCAGAUGCCUUCACGCUCGGUGUCCUCCCUCUUACAUUCUAUACUACCUAUCAAUCCUGCCCUUGGCUUGUCAGAACCCAAAAUGAUGGAGGGAAAUCCGGAGCGCUUUUCUCCAUUAACUGUUCGGUCAGCACUAGGAUACCCUCGGCAGGUUCUCCAGAAUACGCCUUACCUGAGCGACUCGCACCUACCCAUAAACCCAGCAUUUACAGACAAAACCCUUAACCCUAUAUGA
This is a messenger RNA of Aspergillus alliaceus, 2538 nucleotides long. RefSeq lists its product as uncharacterized. The record is from RefSeq and is a predicted model, not a curated record. Lineage: Eukaryota; Fungi; Ascomycota; Eurotiomycetes; Eurotiales; Aspergillaceae. Gene Ontology annotation, biological process: protein phosphorylation. The transcript has a single exon. Gene Ontology annotation, molecular function: ATP binding; protein kinase activity. The coding region runs from base 1 to 2538 and encodes 845 amino acids.